This is a messenger RNA of Endocarpon pusillum Z07020, 2910 nucleotides long. RefSeq lists its product as uncharacterized. The coding region runs from base 1 to 2910 and encodes 969 amino acids. NCBI's taxonomy places the organism in Eukaryota, Fungi, Ascomycota, Eurotiomycetes, Verrucariales, Verrucariaceae. The transcript has a single exon. The record is from RefSeq and is a predicted model, not a curated record.
AUGACUGCACAGUCGAUCAAGAAAGGCGUCUGUGAUGCACUCGCCAACGUCGAAGUGUCUGGUUCAUUUGCCUGCUUUCAUGUUCUAGACUCCUUUCCCAAUCCUGCCCUAUUCAUCCGCGGCCUGGGCACCAUUGGCUUGCCAUUAUCCGUGCGAGAUGCACAAGCAAUUGCAAGCUCAUCAGUCACGCAGCAGAGCCCGUUCGGCAAAGGUUCCCAGACCUUGGUCGAUACCUCAGUCCGGAAAUCAUGGCAGAUCGAUCCCGCCUACUUUCACCUCCGCAAUCCUAGACUCGGUCAUCACGUCGGACGCGUUGUCGAGACGGUAGCCAAAGAGCUCAACGUGGCUUGUGGUCCGCGCCAUGUGCGUGCUGAGCUCUACAAAUUGCUAUUGUACGAAGAAGGCGCUUUCUUCCUUCCACAUCAGGAUGGAGAAAAAGUCAAGGGAAUGUUCGGAACCCUUAUGAUUUGCUUGCCUUCUCAGCACAGCGGUGGCGAAAUCCAUCUCUCGCAUGAAGGCAAGCGUCAGAUAAUCAGCACAUCCGAGACCUCGGAUUUUGAAUACUCAUAUGCGGCGUGGUAUUCUGAUGUCACUCACGAAGUCAAGCCAGUCACUGGCGGAUAUCGACUUGUUCUCAUAUACAAUCUCGUACAGACCAGUUCUGGACCCACUGCCACCGCCUCCGCCAGCACCGACUCAAAAAGCAAACUGAAAAGCGUUCUCUCACAGUGGAGUGCCGUGUGCAAUCAAGAGAAUCCUGAUAUUCCUCGCAUGCUGGCCUACAAGCUCUCCUACAAGUAUUCAAAGUCAAGUUUGAGCUUUGAAGCCUUGAAAGGUAGCGACCAUGUUAAGUUUCGGUAUCUCCUCGACGCUUGCAAUGAUCAAAACUUCCUCGUCUACCUUGCUCACAUCGAAAAAGAAGUUACUGGUGGAUGCGAUGAGAGCGAAUAUUGGGACCGUUGUGGUGGCGGCGGUUACUAUGGAUACGACGAAGAUUCAGCUGAUGAGGACACGGAGGAAGAGGACCAAAGUUAUAGGACUAAAGCUUCGAUCAAAGAUAAAAAGGAUCUAGGUGGUUGCCACGAGAUCAUCGACCUUGUCGAUUCUUCGAUUCAGCUUACACGAGUCAUCGAUCGAAAUCGUAAAGAAAUUGCCAAAACCGUGGACUUCGAUGUUGAAGAUAUUGCCCAAGGGGAUAUCUUCGAGCGUGCUCCCGAUGGAGAGGACUUCACCGGCUACACUGGAAAUGAAGGGGUCUCGACAACACACUUCUAUCAUGAUACCGUGGUCUUGUUACUUCCUCAAACAUGUCGUGUCGACUUGAUGUACAAAGCAGCAAAAGAAGAUCCUGAUCGUAUCCUGAGUUGGAUGAAGCGGCUUCGAGAAGACCACGGCACCACUUCAGAUGCUUCUAAAAGACUUGAGCUGGAAAGACUUUGCCAUCUUGUACUUCAACAGGAAAGAAAGACUUCGUCAGAAAGAUUCUCGUGCUUAAGCACAUAUAUUGAAUCGACUGAACUCCUGGAAGGGGUCGCCUCUGCCGCUUUGAAACUAGAUAACGUACCACUUUUAGAGGAAGCUCUUGGACUGCAGAGAGGAGAACCGUCGGUAGAAAUGUUCGGAAUCAUUGGGGGGGCCAUCCCGAGGCUUGGAUUCGAGACCCUGAAGCCAGCUCUCGAAACCGCCUUCAGGCGUAUCAAGCAUAUCGAUUCCAAGCGGUCUGCAUUGCUUCACUUAGCUGGUGAGCCAUCGUCUGCUUCAGGGAAGACUUCUGAUAUGGAAGCAAGUGCGGUUAAAGGUUGGGUCAGAGCCCAAAUGGAGUCCAUCUUUCUAUCAUGCUCAAGCGUAACGCCAAAGGAUGGUACUGCGUUGGCAGAAGUGGCAGAUGAAUUUGGCGCUAAAAUGCUAGAACAGCGCAUUGUACCCUUUGUUGAAGCAAAAUCGGAUCACACAUCAUUUGCCAUGGCAUUCCUUAUCCGUCUCUUCGAGCUGCGGGGGCGUCAGGUUCCAGUGAGCACCGUGGCCGAAACAUACAGAAGAGUCAUUGAGAAAGUCAUCACACAAUUUGAUUGGGGAGCCUCUGAGGAAAGACUGCCAAUUUUUUAUCCCGUGUCUGGAGAUGUCAUAAUGCAAACGUUGCAGCAGUGUGAGGUGCUCUCGCUCAGUAACGCAAUUUGCAAUCUAUUCCAUCAAAUCCAACAUUCUGCUCUGAAUGCACGAACAGAUGUUUUUGGAAGCCUUCUGUUGCCGUAUAUUGAGCUCCUGCUAACACAUUUGCGGAAAGGAGGUUCAUGCUUUAUGCUCAGUAACGACUGCCGUGAGCAUGUACACCUGAUCUUGCAAGCGUACAUCAUUCGGUACAUUGGGCCAGAGCCUCGAAGACCUACAGACUGGUCUCGUCCAACGAGGACUGUCAGAUGCAGCUGUCGGGACUGUCUCGAUCUCAAGGCUUUCGUAAAAGACAGCAUCCGUGAAACGUGCGAGUUUCGGAUUAUACAGGCUCGGAGAAAACACCUGGAGAAGCAGCUUCCGCGGACAGGUUAUCGAUGUCAGACCAUCACUUCUGGAUCACCGCAUGCACUUGUCAUAACGAAGGUCCACGAGCAAUAUGUACAAGAGCACUCACAGUGGCAGAAUCGGUUUGAUUUUGCCAAGAAGCAUAUCAGAAACCUCGACAGCAAUCCGUGGCUGAAACACUUACUCGGUGAUAAGCAUGACGAGAUUCUAAACUUGAAAAUCACGGACCGGCCUUUGUCUAUGCUCAGCCCACAGCUACACAACAACAACAAGAGCGAGUUGGGCCAACACUUCGCCGGCAACAAAAGAAAGGAACCGGAGCACAAUGGUCACGAAGCAGCUGAUCCAACCAAACGUACCAAACUCAAUAUUGUCGAUUUGACCGCAGAUUAA